Rhagoletis zephyria (snowberry fruit fly) is the source of this 1043-nucleotide messenger RNA. Lineage: Eukaryota; Metazoa; Arthropoda; Insecta; Diptera; Tephritidae. The record is from RefSeq and is a predicted model, not a curated record.
ACUGGGUCACCCGCUGGGGCUCCAAGGAGAUGACCCGAAACCGCUUCAGCGUGGAGAACGUUUUCCGCCACAACUCCACCGCCAACAUCUUCAUCGACCUGGUGCGCGACUUCAAGGAGAAGCAGAUGGACCAGCCCGACUGUCCGGGCAUGCUCACCGCCGAGGAGGACCUCGACACGCUGUACUCCUACUUGGAGACGCUGGCCCGGCAGACGUGUGCUGUUUUACGAGGAGGCGCCAAACUGCUUCGCCUAGGCGGCUGCGAGCACAACUCCAUCUUCGUGGUGGGCGACCUGCAGGGCGGCCUCCGCGACCUGCUGCACAUCGAGUCGAUGCUCUUCCGCUCCGCCCCCGUCACCGGCAACUCGGUGCUCUUUCUGGGCAACUACACCGGCCCCGCGUACUCCUACGGCUUUGAGGUGCUCCUCUAUCUUUUCGCCCUAAAGGUGGCCAUGCCCAACAACUUUCACUUGCUGCGCGGGAAGAAUGAGAUGCGCACCUUCAAUGGCGUUCACCUAAAAGGGGAGCUGGUGAACAAAUUCGGCGACGACAUGGGCGAGAAGAUACUGGACCUCUUUAACCUCGUUUUUGACUGCAUGCCCGUCGCAGCCGUUCUUAAUGAGUCAGUUCUGUGCACGCACUCGGGAAUACCGAAUCUGGUGGGAGGAGGAGGGAAGAGGCGGCCGCUGAUUGCCGCCUUCCAGGCGGAGGUGGCCAACAAAACCGACUUUGCUGAUCCACGCAAGGAGAUGCCCAUUGGCUAUGAGAUGAUGGUAAACAUUCCCGUCCGCUACGCGCACAGCAACGAGGAGAAGACGGCGGCAAAGGCGAGGGGUUUUGAGGCCUCAGUCAACGGUCUGUACCACUACUACAGCUCCAAGGCCUUUGAGGACUUUAUGGCCGCCAAUGGGCUGCAGUUUCACCUGCGAUCGCACAAUCCGGUAGAGGAGGGCUACGCACUGUGUUUUAGCAAUCGCAGUCUGACGGUGCACUCCUGUCGGCGCUUCAACGCUACCACCCUGCCCUACAUUGCCGUCCUCCAG